GAACGCACAGCAGCAUCCAGCCAAUUGUGGCGAGUAAGCGCAAGUCAGCAUACAAACGGAAAGGAAACAAUUUGCCUUUAGAAAGAUAAAAUGGUAAAACAGACCAUUCAGGUAUACGCCCGUAUAAAGCCCACCAAGAAAAAUACCGCGGUGUACUCUGUCAACAAUGAGCCACAAACAAGUGCAGCGCUGGAGUUUGUGGUACCUAAGGACAUGGCUGAUGGCUUUGUUAACAACAAGAGGGAGUGCUUCAGCUUCAGGUUCCAAAAGGUGUUCGAUCAAACAACCAACCAAGAAGAGAUAUUUGAACACAUCGCAAAACCAGUUGCAGACAGUGUGUUGGCCGGCUACAAUGGCACCAUCUUUGCUUAUGGCCAAACAGGCAGUGGGAAGACCUUCACCAUCACAGGAGGGGCAGAGCGCUACAGUGAUCGUGGCAUUAUUCCCCGCACACUCUCAUACCUCUAUGAGCAUUUCAUCCAGGACAGCAGUACAGUGUAUCGUACUCACAUAUCAUACCUGGAGAUUUACAACGAAAUGGGUUAUGACCUCCUGGAUUCCAGACAUGAAGCAUCUCGCCUGGAGGACCUACCAAAAGUAAUUAUUAUGGAAGACACUGACCAGAACAUCCAUCUCAGGAACCUUUCAUUGCAGCAAUCUGCAAAUGAAGAGGAGGCUCUCAAUCUGCUGUUCUUGGGCGAUACCAAUAGAAUGAUUGCUGAAACUCCCAUGAACCAGGCCUCUACACGGUCGCACUGUAUAUUCACUGUGCACUUGUGUAGGCGUGAGCCAGGCUCUGCUACACUACGGCGCUCCAAGCUCCACCUGGUGGACCUGGCUGGGUCGGAUCGCGUCAGCAAGACAGGCCUAAAUGGGCAGUUGCUCACUGAGGCCAAAUACAUCAACCUCUCCCUCCAUUACUUAGAACAGGUCAUCAUUGCUCUGUCAGAGAGGAAUCGCUGCCAUAUUCCAUACAGGAACUCUAUGCUGACCUCUGUGCUUAGGGAUAGCCUUGGAGGCAACUGCAAGACCACUAUGAUUGCUACUAUGGCAGUUGAUAAGAGGAACCUAGAUGAGUCCAUCUCGACAUGUCGCUUUGCCCAGCGUGUGGCUAUUAUCAAGAAUGAGGCAAUCUUGAAUGAAGAACUUGAUCCUGCCUUGUUGAUUGCUCGCCUAAAGCAGGAGGUUCAGUCUCUAAAGGAGGAGCUGACGAUGCUGACAGGAGAAGAGAGAGAUGAGCAGUUAACGAUGGAGGAGAUUAAGAAGUUGGAAGAGUCAGUGAAGGCCUUUCUAGAUGAUCCUGGUCCAGAUGUGACACUGACUUUGGGACCAGACAUGAGAAAAAUCCAGUAUUGUUUUUGUCUGCUCAAGACAAUGAUUCUUGGCAACAGAAGUGGAAAUUGCAGUAACCACGAUAUACAGCAGUCACCAGCAGCCAUAACAGGGGAAAAAGAUACUCAAGAGCACCACUGCACAGAGGAAGUUAAUAAACUGAAGGAAUUGCUGGAGCAGCGUGAUAAUGAAAUCAGUAUCCUGGUUAAGAUUUUGAAGAAGGAGAAAAAAAAGGCCAGCGAUGCCACAACGCAGCUUGCAAGUAUUUCCAAUGUACAGAAGAAUGUGGCCAAGAGUGAUGCUGGUUUGUCAGCGGUGCAAUUGCCACAGGCUGAAAACAACGAACCCACCUCAACAGGUCCUGGGGGACGAGCUGUACAGUACAUGAAAAGAGGAGCACAGCUCUCAGUCGGGAAGCAGGAGGCCUUUGAGACCUUUAUCAAAGACCACGAGGACCAUCACAUCAUCGAAGACAACAAGAGUCUGCUCAAACAGAGGUCAACAGAAGCCAGACAGCUUGGGGAGCAACUUCAUGACGCCAAACAAAAAAUCAAUGAAUUCAAGAAGCAGUUGGAAGUGCGUCGAAGACAGAGGGCCGCUUCUGGUGUGAUUGCAAAUCACAAAGAUAUUGUGGAGGAGGUGGAUCCAGUGGAGGAAAACCUGCGUGAACACAUUGAACAAGAAAAAAAAAUUUACGAGAUCUCUGCUUGUCACUUGAAAGCGUUGAGAACAGAGAUUGAACACCUCCAACUGUUCCUGGAGAGGGCCAAGGUUAAACUCCACAAGGAUUUCGAAAAGUGGUGGAACGAGGAGGCUUCCAAUGCGCAGAAGUCGAAAAAUGAAGCCAGAGGUCGGACAGGAGCCCCGUGUGGAACCUUGCCGCCAUCCUCACACAGCACUCCUGGUUUUGAAACUCUCAUUACCAAGCCAGCAUGGCCCAAUAUGAUGCGAGAGGAGCAAGUGUCUGACUUCACUUCUUCAUCAGAGUUGAGGGCCCUUUCCAAGUCUUCUCUCUCAACAUCUUCUAUCCCUCUAACUGGAGACCGGCAGGCGGAUGCAGACAUCCUGGCCUUCAUCAGAGCCCGGCAAAACCUCCUCAGCAGGGCGGGCGCUCUUCAGAAGUAACAUCAAGUCACUUGGAAACCCAGGAGACUAUCAAGCUGUCCUUCAUAUAAGAAGACAUAUUGAACAUCAUUGACACUCGAUGAUGCAAACACGAGGAAGAAAGAUCACAAGUGGUUCCUGAACAUCGACUCAAGAAAAGGGUCCGGUGCCGACACAUCUUGCUUGAGUCACUGCCAGGGAACUGAUUGAGCAACAGAACAAUAUAAAUCAAAGCUCCGUCGUCCAUUUGAUCUAAACAAAUGUUGUUCUAAGAUCUGAGAGGAUAGUCAACGAGAGGAAGCCAGCUGGCGUCGGCAUGUCAUCAGUUGUAACUUCUUAAGUGUUAGUAUGUAUACCAACAUAAAUUAUGCGUGGCAAACUGUCAGAAGGCUGGAAAUAUAAAUAGCUCUAAAAAGAAGCCAUGGGUGAAAAAAAGCACACUUUUUAGUUUCUCUGUAAAGAGAUAAGAUUACUUUUCGUGAUCAACUGGGAUUGGAGCUAGUUCACCCGGAGAAGCAGUACAAAAUGGAUCAAUUGAUAUUAUAGUUAUUAUGGUGGUUAUACUGCAGUUAAGCUCGUGUAAACAUACUCCAAUUGUGUAGCUAAGUACAAUAUCAAUAAUCGCCCUAUAAUAAACUUCAGAAUUUUUUAGGGCAAUUGUAUUAUGAUUCUGACACAGAAUCCUAUACAAACUGUCAUAGAGUCAAUAUGGGUUUCCAAUAGUUAAAUUACCAUCGUUUCCAAAAUGUCCCUGCAUAUGACAGUGGGUGUUUCAUGAAC
This is a messenger RNA of Hippocampus zosterae (dwarf seahorse), 3216 nucleotides long. RefSeq names its product kinesin family member 6 (gene kif6). Gene Ontology annotation, molecular function: ATP binding; microtubule binding; microtubule motor activity. NCBI's taxonomy places the organism in Eukaryota, Metazoa, Chordata, Actinopteri, Syngnathiformes, Syngnathidae. The transcript is spliced from 22 exons. Gene Ontology annotation, biological process: microtubule-based movement; mitotic spindle organization. Bases 91 to 2457 code for a protein of 788 amino acids. The record is from RefSeq and is a predicted model, not a curated record.